Messenger RNA from Temnothorax curvispinosus, 2838 nucleotides. It is a transcript of the gene pall, whose product is annotated as F-box only protein 28. The record is from RefSeq and is a predicted model, not a curated record. Bases 158 to 1372 code for a protein of 404 amino acids. The transcript is spliced from 3 exons. Gene Ontology annotation, biological process: protein polyubiquitination. Gene Ontology annotation, molecular function: protein binding. Lineage: Eukaryota; Metazoa; Arthropoda; Insecta; Hymenoptera; Formicidae.
GUGUGAGCAGUGUGAGCACUCGAGCAGUACAGACCAGUGUGAGCACGAGCCAAUCUGCAUUCUGCAUUCUGCAUCCUACACUCUGCAGUUGAUUCGCGUCAAUACGGUCUGGUUUUAGUCGUGAGGACGAGGAGUGAAAGCCUCUCGCGUUACACACAUGGAAUGGAAAAGAACGUCAAUUGAUAUGGUUGACGAGCAACGGAGACGGUUUUACGAUCCUGCGGAUCCUGCCGCGCGUCAAACGAACGAUAACGCGCAACUGCAGCUGAUAAAUCUCCCCGACGUUUGCUUGGAGGCGAUCCUGUCUAACCUCUCCUACGAUGAGAUAUCUAAAUAUAGGAUCGUUUGCAGACAGUUCGAUCGGAUCUGCAAAAAGCUGCUCAACCGUGGCUUCAAUCUCAUGGAGAAAUAUCACGCCCAAUGCCUCCGGACUGUCAAAGGCAAGCUGCCGAGGCGAGAGUCGGAGCGACGCAGCCAUCCUCUCGCGCGACACUGCGAUAUCUUGACGGCGAUAGAAACGAGAAUCUCUAUGUUAUCAAUGACUUUUAUCAAAUACGUGGACCUGAACGUUUGCUGCUUUAUUCCAGGAAAGGUAAUCGAUGAAAUUUUUCGUGUUCUUCGAUUAAUUCGAGAGACAAAGACACCGCCCAGGGCACACGAGAUACUUCAGGAGCUGCGGGAUAUAAGCAGCAUGGCCAUGGAGCAUUUCGACGAGAAGAUCUUGCCGGAUUUGAAGCACAACAUCUGCACGUCCAUGGUCGGCACUGUGAAUUCAUACGACCUACCUGGUGGCGUCAUGAUCUCCCACGGUAGAAACAUAAAUAACUCUUCACUGCCGCAUUGCAACAAUCAUAACAUAACCUGCUCAGAGAAGCUUAACCAGAGUUUUAAGAAGAUUAACGAUCGUACGAAAAAGAACAAGAUGUUCUUCGUAUCCAUGAAAAACCAAAUGGGUAGAAUGAAGUUCAGAAUCCAGAGGCAAGAGUAUCUGGUACGGAAGCAAACCAUGAAAUUAUAUAAGCAGGCAAAGAAGAUACAGGAUCAGGACACGCAGUUAGCCGAGAUGCGGAAGCAUCUCGAGGAGUGGGAACAGAAGAUGGUCGAUUUGACUACUGAAGUGAGUCGAGCGCGGGAAGGCACUCAGAAUCCCGAUUCGUUAGAAAAUCGCAAGCGGAAAGCGCACAUUAUCAAUACCGAGACCGAGACGCUUCAACAGACGAACGAAUUGCAAGCUAAGAAACGGAAACUCAUAGUUGAGAGGAAACCGUCGAGCGAUGCGCAGGACAUGAAGUUUAAGAAAUUUAUGUCGGACUUACUUGGAAAAAAUACGUUAGACAAUUAUUUCGUUGAGCCACCGUCGUGCCCGCGCUAACUCGGCUCUUUUUACAUUUUAAGAGGUCUAGUACGAAGAUUUUUGCAGAAUUAUAUACUCUUUAUAUAAUGCAUUUUUCAACUGUUAUAACGAAAUGGAUAUAAUGAUCGUGAAAUACACUUAAUACAUCUAAAAGAAUCCCGUACGAUUUAUUGAACACGAAUGAGUUAUAUUUUUGCAAAAAGAAAACUAAAGAGUAGGGGUAUGUUAAAAAAUAUGACAUUACCUCAGAAAUCUAGGAAAAUGAAGUGUAUGAUUUUCAUUCAAUUGAUUCUAUAUUGCAUUUCUUUUAUAAAGAUUUUCGGUUUUCAUUCGUGCUUUUAUUAUAUUAACUGUUAUUUCCUAUAUAAAUGUAAAUUCGUGUAGGUAAACGUACGGACGAUCUUGUGAGCGCGACUUUCAAAUGCCUAUAACUCAGAAACUAAUUACAGAAAGUUAAUGAAAUUUGAAACUUUUUAUCAGGCACACAAGUACUACAAUUAUAAAUACAUAUUAAAAAUUCAUAAAAAUUGAUCGAAAACGGUUUUUCUAUACAUAAAUCGUGCGAGAUCCUUUAACUCAAUUUAUGAAGGUUAUUUUCAAACAUUAUCUGUGAAAAAGUAAGUUUAAGUAAGAAUUAAUAUUUUUAGUUUAUUAAGCUUUUUGUCUUAUUAUAGAAAUAACACUAUAUGAACUAAUGUAUUUAGUUGGGUUUAUAGUGCUUUACUUGAUUCUUGUCUAAAGUAUGUAUGUAUGUAUAUAUACAUAUAUACAUAUAUGUAUGUAUAUCUGUAUCUUAGAAGUAAAGGAUUGUAUCUCCAGUUUUUGUUAAAAUGGAAUUAAUACACUUUUCAAUAUAACAGGAGCUUAAAUUAUAUAAUAGUAAAGCGUUUUAUGUCUAUUAUUACUUGUUCCUAAAAUACAAUGUUCAGAAAAAGUCGGAUGAAACAUUUUUAUAGUGCUUAAUUUUUAAACCAGGUACAGCGUGUUAUUGGCAGUUGCACUAUUAAACAUGUCAGUUAAAAUACUUGAUUAAAAACUAUAAGUUACUAAUACUUUUAUCUUAUGUACAUCUAGAAAAAUAUAUAUCAUUUUCCUAUUUAAAACUUUAAACCUUGUUUUAUCGAAAUGUUAAGAAAAUGGACAUACCUACGCGAUCCUUUACCUCUAAGGUACAGAUAUGUAUAUAUAUUUAAAAAAAUGUUUUUUCAGAUAUAAAUGCAGCGUAAAUUGGUUAAAAGAUUAUUUUAUCGUGCAUUUAUUAAGAAAUUGAACAAGAGUAAGGAGACAAUAAACUGGAUAUUGCAAUAACAUUAAUGUACAUUUCAUUAAAAUAUUUGAAUAUUAUCGUAGUAAAAUGUACAUUAAUGUGUAGUUUUAUUAAAGUGAUAUUAAAAUAUUAUUUUAAUGAAACAAAUUACUUUAAACACUGAAAGACAUUGGUUUUAUUUUUAGUGUUAUAUAAGUUCUUUAACGUGUGUAUAAUU